AUGAUAGCUGCACCACACUGUAUUGUUCCCACGCGCUUCUGCCCUCUUCCCCAAACCCCUUCCUCAUCCCUAUCCCUAUCCAUACGCCGCACCUCAUACCUGCCGUUGGACAAGCAUCGCAUGGCACCUAUCCUAUCCGGCUCCCCUUAUCACAAAAGAUCGUGCACCCGUAAGCAUUCAUCUUCCACGCGAACUCGCCAAGUCAGGCCCACCGAGCGUCGCAUGACGAGCUCUCUAGAAAGAGUGGCAAGGAGCCGGGCGCCCGGUUACCAGCACCAAAACCUUGCUCCUACGCCGAAUCGCUUCAGCAUUCUCGCUGACCUUGAGCCGUCGCCAGCACCGAUGAAAUGGCUGUUUGACUUCGCUCCCCCUCCGUCCAAACCGAGCAAGCGUCGCCGUAGACGAACCGGCAAGCAGAAGCUCAAGUACACUCGAAAGAUUCGAGAAGCGCGAAAGAGUGAUGUUUCGGGUGAGAUAUGUGACAAAGUCGCGGCACUGAGCUUGAACGAUGGUGGAUCGACCACACCAACCACUUUUACCAAACCACGGGACAGCGUCACCAACGCUUUGGACACAGUGCGGCAUCAUUGGGCGCCGCAGUUCCGCCCUGGAAAAAGUCUGGAACCUACCACUCCUCAGAAUGCAUUUUUGCAGCCUGACCGUAUAUUUAGAGAGAGAGCCUCUCCAUCCCCCAGUCAUCACGGGACUUCUCCAUCACCGAGUCACCACGAAGAAUUUAAACAAAAGGAGCCUCGCUUCUUCUCAUUACCAGCUUUUCUCGCGAGCCCUCCUCCUGCUGCACUCCAAAUACCAGCAGGCAAACCCCCACGUCCAGUCACGACUCGAAACUCUCCAACAGAAAGGUCAUUGGCCGAAAUGUCUUCCACAUCUGCUCAAGAGGCCGUUGCAUCGGCCGGUCGGGCCCUUGCUACGGAAGGGUUUAACACUGCCCACGGUAGACUGCCGCUAUACAGACUCGAAAAGGAUGUUCAAGUUGGUCUUCCAGAUAUAGAGUCUCUUCCGCCGAUUACGCAACAGACAGGCAUGCAGCGACAGAUGCAGGAGGGUUCACACACUAGGGCUUUGCCGUCCACUCCACUCUCCAUUACUUUUCCUCACGUUGCAGCUCCCGUUCUUACGGCCCCGCUUAUGCCUGAGUCUCUUCCGACAUCUUCGCCUUAUCUCCCCGCCGACUGCAGUCCGAACUACGUAUCUGGGGAACUAUCCCAACUUUUGCUCAAGAAAUCCUGGCUACGCGCAGAUAUUUAUAAGUCGCCGCACCCAUACACUUAUACAUACCGAGAUAGCCAUCUACUUUCACUUGAAGCCGUGGCUGGUCCAUCCUCAGACCCAAGUGUUGCUCCACUAGAGCCACGUACAACGAGCCGCUUUGAUGGGUUUUUCCGAUCGGUGUACCCCCGGGAUUUCCUCGGAAUGGGCCACGGUAACCCUUGCUGGUGCUCAAAUUGUCCGGACAGUGUGCCUUUGGGAGAGCUGCCAGGCGAAGAGGUGUGGACAACGCCGAAAGAAUUGAGGAAGUCAUUGAGAAGAGGGUCCGCACCUCUGGGUUCCCCCAGACGUGGUAACAAUCAACAAGCGCCCAUCGGCACAGACCGGCCCAGGAAGAAGUCCCCUAAACCUGUGCCUACGCCUCGAUCGUCUCCGCCCCUUACACUACCAGAUGGAUACGAGGAGAUCGUACCAGGGUUAGCUCGCCACGUCCUCGCGCCUUUCAGCGACCGGAUCGUCCCCCAGAAUAACAUCUGGACUAUGGUGGCCCUAGGUGAUGGCCGCGACCUCUUCAGGGGCUCGCAACCCUCCGCACCACCGCCUUCCCAGGACGGCUACUCCAGCACAUACCUACCAUCGCCGCCUCCGCCAACAGACGAUGACUACUCCAUCUUCCAACCUUCAACCCCUCGGCCCAUCAGCGCCACAUUUUCACAGCAAGGCCUCGCCUCCGAGCCCGAGCUGCUCUCAUCAGACUACGAGCUCGCCUCCGAGCCAGAAAUGCUCUCCUAUCCCACUCCGACGUAUGAGCUCUCGGAGCUCGCCUGGACCGCUGGCCCGUCCAGCAGCAGCGCGGUAUCUCCUGCUGAGGGCGUACACUGGGACGGGUCUGUUGCGGAAAUCUACCUGAGCCCGACGUUGUCGCCGGCGCCCAGCCUCCCGUCUGCGCCGCACUCCCCCCAACAAGCACAUGGCUCUGCUGAGGCUGAGCGUGAUGAGGAGACUUCCAACGCCGAGGAUGUUUAG
Messenger RNA from Paraphaeosphaeria sporulosa, 2256 nucleotides. RefSeq lists its product as uncharacterized. The record is from RefSeq and is a predicted model, not a curated record. NCBI's taxonomy places the organism in Eukaryota, Fungi, Ascomycota, Dothideomycetes, Pleosporales, Didymosphaeriaceae. Bases 1 to 2256 code for a protein of 751 amino acids. The transcript is spliced from 2 exons.